AUGAACUCCUUCCGCUUCGCGCGCGCGGCCCUCCGAGCCCCGCAGAACCUACGCAGAUGCCGUCCCGGACAAGGCAAGCAGCCCGAGCCUGCAUCCUCCGAGCCGGAGGCAUCCCGAGUACCCGCUGACCAUUUGCAGAUCAAGCUGAGCUUGUCCCUUCCUCACCAGUCCAUCUACCAGUCCCAGGAUGUCGUCCAGGUCAACAUCCCCGCCGACUCCGGCGAGAUGGGUGUCCUCGCCAACCACGUUCCCGCCAUUGAGCAGCUGAAGCCCGGUCUGGUCGAGGUUGUCGAGGAGAGCGGCCCCAGCAAGCAGUUCUUCCUGUCCGGCGGCUUUGCCGUUGUCCAGCCCAACUCUGUCCUCAGCAUCAACGCCACCGAGGGAUACCCCAUUGAGGACUUCAGCGCCGAGGCUGUCAAGUCCCAGCUCGCCGAGGCCCAGAAGGUCGCCAGCGGCAGUGGAAGCGAGUUGGAGAUCGCCGAGGCGAAGAUUGAGGUCGAGGUUCUUGAGAGCCUCCAGGCUGCCCUGAAAUAG
Messenger RNA from Colletotrichum fioriniae, 534 nucleotides. NCBI's taxonomy places the organism in Eukaryota, Fungi, Ascomycota, Sordariomycetes, Glomerellales, Glomerellaceae. The record is from RefSeq and is a predicted model, not a curated record.